Messenger RNA from Linderina pennispora, 1691 nucleotides. RefSeq lists its product as uncharacterized. The transcript has a single exon. The record is from RefSeq and is a predicted model, not a curated record. Lineage: Eukaryota; Fungi; Kickxellomycota; Kickxellomycetes; Kickxellales; Kickxellaceae. Gene Ontology annotation, molecular function: chitin binding; chitinase activity. Gene Ontology annotation, cellular component: extracellular region. Bases 47 to 1627 code for a protein of 526 amino acids. Gene Ontology annotation, biological process: chitin catabolic process; carbohydrate metabolic process.
GAAACCUAUUACACAACGGUAUUAACGCCUUUUACUCGUCAUAGGCAUGUUUAACUUCUCGCUGGCUGUGUAUCUGUUGCUCCUUUUGCACAUUGCUGGCACAUUUGCCAAACCCCCAGUGGUGGUCGGGUACUAUCCAACAUGGAAGCGCCAGGCUAUUGCUGCCGUUGACAUCAGCAAAUACACACACGUCAAUGUGGCAUUUGCUAUCCCCAAGGAAGACGGCUCGCUCACCUUUGAGGGCGACUGGUUCAUGGACAGCACUGUCAAGGAGCUCCACGGAAAGAACGUAAAAGUGCUGGUAUCGGUAGGUGGGUGGACCGGGUCGAACCACUUUUCUAACAUCCUGAAAUCCGACGACAAGUUCAACAGGCUAGUUGGCAGCAUGGCUUACUACGUAAAGAACUACAACCUUGACGGCAUUGACAUUGACUGGGAGUACCCGGGACGGAUUGGCAACGAGUGCAACGCAUACGACGCUACUAAUGACGCGCCAAACUUCCUCAGGUUCCUUCAAGCUCUUCGCACGCGCUUCAACAACGACUUUGGCUCGCGCACAAAGCUGAUCACACUGGCGGUGCGGGUACAGCCAUUUGAUGGCCCCAACGGCCCGCUCGCCGAUGUCUCCGAGUUUGCCAAGGUCGUCGACUAUGCGAACUUGAUGCAGUACGACCUCAAUGGGCCGUGGAAUCCUGAAACGGGACCCAAUGCUCCAUUUGAUUACCAGCAGGGAAAGUCGGCGCCAUUCUCCUUCACCACCGCCAUCGAUUCCUGGACCAACGCUGGAUGGCCUGCCAACCAGCUGAACGCCGGCCUUGGCUUUUACGGACGGUCGACAAAGGCCAUUGUUGAUAUGCGCCAGGAUCCCGACAACCAGUACCAGCCCCAAUUACACGAAGUACCACUAGGUGAUUCGGAGGAUGGUCCCUGGUAUGAUGCCUGUGCUGGAUCAACCUCAAAUUCAGGAACCUGGCAAUGGAGGCACCUGCGCGACCAGGGUGUCCUGGUAUCGCCUACCUCCUCCAACCCACAGUGGAUGCGCCAGUGGGACAAUACUACCAAAACGCCAUGGCUAUUCAACCCUCAGAGCAACAUCUACUUAUCAUACGACGACACAGAUAGCAUACGCAUCAAAUCUGACUAUGCUGCUGAACGUGGACUUGCGGGUGUCAUGGUGUGGUCAAUAAACAUGGACCACGAUGGAGAGCUUGUCAAAGCAGCACGGUCCUUUGGUGGUAACUCGGGCAAAAAUGAUCAACCACCUCUGGCACCCGCAUCCUCAGCACCAGCCUCUGGCUCUACUCCUAUUCAAGGCGAUAGGCCAGGUGGGACCAUCAGCACCUCAGCCGACCCAUCGCCAUCAUCCUCAGAGCCAUCUCCGCCGGCUUCUGGCAGCCAAUUGAUCCCAGGAAAUCCAUGCGGCAUGAAUGGCAGUUACCAGUGCAUUGAUGGUGGCGGCCGCAAUUCCGCGUAUGUUGUCUGCCACAAUGAAAAAUGGCUGGCUCGCUCGUGCGCACCCGGAACCGUCUGUCUGGAGCUUGGCCGGUCGAUCUUGUGCGGCUGGCCCGUAUUUGCGCGCAUAGUCGCCUCAGCAAACAAAUUUGCGCAUGGUCUCUCAAUUGCAUGAUCGAACCUAUGCUACAGCUAUAUAAAUCGUCAAUGCAUAUCCAAUAACCCGAAGCAAUAUCGAA